Molecule: messenger RNA, 1760 nt
Organism: Cyprinodon tularosa
Lineage: Eukaryota; Metazoa; Chordata; Actinopteri; Cyprinodontiformes; Cyprinodontidae
Gene: ccnb1
Product: cyclin B1
Exons: 9
Coding region: 133-1335 (400 amino acids)
Biological process (GO): regulation of cyclin-dependent protein serine/threonine kinase activity; mitotic cell cycle phase transition; mitotic metaphase chromosome alignment
Cellular component (GO): nucleus; cyclin B1-CDK1 complex; mitochondrial matrix
Molecular function (GO): cyclin-dependent protein serine/threonine kinase regulator activity
Source: RefSeq, a predicted model, not a curated record
UGUCUCUAUCGUUCAGCCAAUGAGAUCGCAGCGAGCUAGGAUUUAAACCAUCACUGCUGAGUUCCUACCCAAGCCAAGCGCUCCUGGCAUUUCUAUUCUUCGCUUGUUUCCUGCAACCACGCACAUUUUACAAUGGCUCUUCGAGUGACCAGAAACCGUCUCGCUUCCACCAGGACCGAGCAGCUCGGCGGCCUGAAGGCCUGCUCGGUGACCGGGCCCGGACUGAAACCUCGGGCUGCGCUGGGCGAGAUCGGAAACAUCGCAGCUCAAAAAGAGACUCUGAACAAGAACGUUAAGAAUGUGGUGGCCAAGAAGAAAAAGGUCGCUGAAAAAGACGAGAAGGCCGAGCGGCCCAAACCAAGUGUUGCUGUUGAGAAAGUGCCUGAAGUGCCGGUUCCACCUGUGACUAUGUCUCCCACCCCAAUGGAGACCUCUGGCUGUGAGCCUGCUGACCUCUGUCAGGCAUUUUCAGACGUUAUCCUCGAAGCCGCUGUCAGGGACGUUGACGCAGACGACUAUGAUAACCCCAUGCUCUGCAGCGAGUACGUGAAGGACAUCUACAAGUAUCUCCGUCAGCUUGAGGUUGAACAGAACGUCAGGCCCACCUACCUGCAAGGUCAGGAGGUCACCAGUAACAUGAGGGCCAUCCUCAUUGACUGGCUGGUUCAAGUCAGCAUUAAGUUCCGGCUCCUGCAGGAGACGAUGUACAUGACCGUAGGGAUUAUUGAUCGCUUUCUUCAGGACCAUCCAGUCCCCAAGAAGCAGCUGCAGCUGGUUGGAGUGACGGCCAUGUUCCUCGCCUCAAAGUAUGAAGAGAUGUACCCACCAGAGAUCUCAGACUUCGCCUACGUGACUGACCAGGCCUACACCACCGCCCAGAUCAGAGACAUGGAGAUGACCAUCCUGCGGGUGCUGAAGUUCCAGCUCGGCCGUCCCGUGCCCCUGCAGUUCCUCAGACGGGCCUCAAAGAUCUACGAGGUAACGGCGGAGCAGCACACCCUGGCAAAAUACCUCCUGGAGCUCAGCAUGAUCGACUACGAGAUGGUUCACAUGCCUCCCUCUAUGGUUGCCAGUGCUGCUCUGGCACUCACACUGAAGGUCCUGGAUGCAGGAGAGUGGGAUAUAACUCUGCAGCACUACAUGAACUACACAGCAGAGAGUUUGAUUCCUGUUAUGGCGCACAUUGCCAAAAACGUGGUUAAAGUGAACGAGGGCCUGACGAAGCACAUGACCGUCAAAGGUAAAUACUCCACCUCAAAGCAGAUGAGGAUCGCAAACAUCCCUCAGCUCAAGUCAUCAGUGGUCAAGGAUCUUGCGAAGCAGGCUGCUCUGUGAGGACUACCUGCAGCACACAGUGCUGGCUUUUGUACAGUAAUUUUGAUUUUUAAAGACUUUUAAAUGCAGCUGGACAUUUUUUGUUGGACUCUCGUUCAACCGAGGAGAAUUUUAUGCCUGAAGUGACUAUACUAAAGUUGUGACCCAGCUCCUAAAUUGAUCCUAAUUCAGUUGGCUGUCUCCCUACAGUACACUAUCUACAUCCAUGAUGCACAGUUUGCAAGCCAACUGAAAACUUGCAUGUUUCACUUGAAUACAGAACCUCGAGGCUUGUGGCACAACUUCAGGAUGGUCUGUUAUGUCCACUGACUGUUUUAAGACUUAUGUUGGAGUGACAUUUUUGUAAAAUGUACAGCAAUACUUUUAUUUGACUUUUAUAUUGAAUGUGAUGUUUCAAACUUCUAUUAAAUGGUUUAUUGCCAGAA